AAACCACUAACAUUAGAGCUGUAAUGGUAAGUUAUGUAACUCAACCUAACUUUUCACAUUCAUUUCAAUUCAAGCUUGGGUAUAACAGAUCCCAAAUGUUGGAUCUGCCAUUUUAAUCAAGGGAAAAACAGAUCUGGUCUUGCCUUCUUCUGUUCCUCUAGAUUCAUUCUCAAGUCCCAUACUAGUACUAAACAAACCAUGUUUUUAUUGGAUUGGUUUUAUGGGGUUUUUGCAUCUUUGGGUUUAUGGCAAAAAGAGGCAAAGAUUUUGUUUUUAGGACUUGACAAUGCUGGCAAAACCACCCUUCUUCACAUGUUGAAAGAUGAGAGAUUGGUUCAACAUCAACCUACUCAGCACCCUACAUCUGAGGAACUGAGUAUAGGAAAAAUCAAGUUCAAAGCUUUUGAUUUGGGUGGUCACCAGAUCGCUCGCCGUGUCUGGAAAGAUUACUAUGCUAAGGUUGAUGCAGUGGUUUACUUGGUGGAUGCCUAUGACAAGGAGAGGUUUGCAGAGUCGAAGAGGGAGUUAGAUGCCCUCCUUUCAGAUGAAGCGCUAGCCAAUGUUCCGUUCCUCAUUCUCGGCAACAAGAUCGAUAUUCCCUAUGCAGCGUCAGAAGAUGAGCUCCGUUAUCAUCUUGGGCUGACAAAUUUCACAACGGGCAAGGGUAAGGUGACUCUUACAGACUCCAACGUUCGACCCCUUGAGGUUUUCAUGUGCAGCAUUGUCCGCAAAAUGGGAUAUGGUGACGGCUUCAAGUGGCUCUCUCAAUAUAUCAAGUAGAGAACCGAAGGAUUUAGGAAAAUUCCUUUUGUCAUGUUUCUGAUUGGUACUUACUUCAAACUCACUUCUCUAGAUCUUUUGAUUAGUUACACAACACAAAUUGGUAUCUUGAACAAGUUUGCGUGAAAUUUUUGUUGUCAUAUGUUCUGAUUCUUGUUGGUUGUUAUUGUCAUUUGUCUGGAAGAAUCUGAAUAAAUUUUGUCAAUUUGUGUCAUCUUGAUGUAACCCAAACUUUGAUACAUGACAAUAAAGAGAAGCAAUCAGCCCAUAUGAUUCUUUCCUUGA
Messenger RNA from Durio zibethinus, 1065 nucleotides. Its product is annotated as small COPII coat GTPase SAR1A-like. Lineage: Eukaryota; Viridiplantae; Streptophyta; Magnoliopsida; Malvales; Malvaceae. The record is from RefSeq and is a predicted model, not a curated record. Gene Ontology annotation, biological process: intracellular protein transport. Gene Ontology annotation, molecular function: GTP binding; GTPase activity.